This is a messenger RNA of Salvia miltiorrhiza (redroot sage), 756 nucleotides long. RefSeq lists its product as uncharacterized. Lineage: Eukaryota; Viridiplantae; Streptophyta; Magnoliopsida; Lamiales; Lamiaceae. Bases 217 to 603 code for a protein of 128 amino acids. The transcript has 4 exons. The record is from RefSeq and is a predicted model, not a curated record.
UCCUAAAUUAACGCAAGUAAUUACUGAAUUUACUCUCCCUCUACCUACCUCUUUCGCACAACAACCGCACGCUUCAGCAAAACCCUAAACAAGACGGCAAUUUAUCUCUAAUUACAUCGGCGGAGACGGCGAUUCUUCUGUGAUUGCAUCGGCGGACUUGGAUUUUGCAUCGGCGGACUUGGAUUUUGCACCGGCGGCCUUGGAUUACAGCUGACAAUGACUGGAAAGGGGAAGAAGAAAGCGCGUUCCGAUGGCGAGCCAUCAUCAGCACCGUCUUCAAGUAAACGGAGAAAAGUAACUGAAGCAGAGGUUGAGCGUAUCGUGAAGAUGUCGUGGGCUGAUAGCAAGAACACUAUCGAUACAGAAGUAUACCUAAUGAGGCAUUUCGAGACAUUCAUGGGGGAUGGUAAGAAGGGGUGGGCGUGCAACUUAUCCAAUAAACGCCCACAUCAGUUGCAAAGAUUGCGUGUAAGGUAUUGUGCAACCAUACUUGCGUGGGAGGGGAACAAUGUGAAGAAGGCCAUUGGAGAGAAAGCAACCUAUGCUUUUACUAAAUUGUGCAAGAAUUCAGGAUUCAAUGUGAACUCGGCCUUGCUUGGGUGAAACUUAAGCAAGUGACAACUAUACCACUUUCAUACUUAUAAAUUUAAGUAGUUUUUGCUUGGAUACUACAUAAUAAUUCAGACUUCGUUUUGAUUUGAAUGUGGAAAACCUGGUUUUCGAAUAUUAUGUUGUGCUUGUGCUUGUUUUGAUUUG